UAAGGCAACAUGCAAGUUUUGCAUCCUCACUGCAACUGUAGUGUUGAGCCCGCGAUACUAACCAGCUGCAGUGUAACCUAGCCUUAUUAAAGAUGGCGUCGUCCAGCUCCGAAGAAGAUGAAGAUGAGAGAAAGAAAUUUGCAGAAUUAGCAGGAAUUGCGGCUAAAGAUGUAAGUGAUGCUUAUGUCAAAAAUGCMCGACCGAUGUCUUCUUCAUCUGCAAGAACAAACAAAGRAGUUGAUGAGAAAGAAAUUACAGAUGGUCUAACACCAGAAUUCAGGAAACAUAUUGCCAAAAAGUUGUCCUCAUACAUAGAAAGCUGCAUAGAUGAGCAAAGUGGUAAUCCUAAAGAAGUAAAAAACAAGAUGAAGAUACCUGGAAUUCAUUUAUUUAGAUUAUCAAAAGAGAAGAUUGUAGAUGUAGAAAAACAAGUUCAAAAUCAUAGUACUCCACAACUCUCAAAUAAACAUGCACAGUCUGUAUCAGAUUCUAGUGAUGAUGACAGUGAGGCUUUGGCAAGAUUUGCAGAAGCUGCCGUGUGUGGACAGUCCAUCAUUGAUAAUGGUAUUUCAAACAAAGAGAAAGAUGGAAAUCAAAAUCUUAUCGCUGAAGGGAAUGAUUCAACAGAAUCAAAUGAACACAAGCACAAAAGAAAAAAGAAAAAGAAGGAAAAGUGGAAAGAAUCCAAAAAUGAGAAAGARAAUCACAAAAGAAYAAAGCUGAAAAAUUGUUGAAAUGAACAGUUUUUAGAUUAUAAAAAAUAUUUAGAUUGUUGGGGUGACAAAACAUAAUAGUUAGUUACUCCCAAGAGAYCAGUAAUCGUGGAUCUACUUGAGUUUUGAACAUUUUAUGGUGSCAAAGUGGGUCAAUAAUAAGAGGACAUUCCUUCAUUUCAACUGUGCGAGUGUGUCAGAAACUCAUAAACAUAGGAACUGAUGGUGUCAGCACAGUGUGAAUGUCAUGUUUUUGACAUUUCUGAUCAGCCAAUAUAAAUUAUAAGCUUGAGUCAUAAUUCACACAAAUGUGGUAAAAACCRACUUUUAUACUUGCCUGCAAAUGUCUGCUGCACCAAUUUAUACAAGAAAGAAACGUUUCGAAAGAAAAACAAUAUUUUUUUUAGGGCUGAAGAUGAGUAUCUUCAUAGAAAAGUUGCCAUCAACUGUUCACAAUGUGUUGUAAAUAWAAUAAUAUAGUUGAAUAAUAAAAACUGAUAGACCCUUAAGAUUAAGAUAAGUACAACGUUUUUGAAUAAUGAUAUAAAAUAUCAGAAUAAUUUGUCAUGCAGUGGAAAGUCACCCCUUGGUUUUUCAAUGAUGAAAUCUACUGUCUUGACUAAUGUUAAGCCUAAAAUCUCCCACAAAAAUGCUGCACAGUUAAAUCAUGAAAACCCCCUCUUGCCAAUAAAAAUAUAAAAGUUUCUGAAAGUUCAGAUUCUGCUCUUACAGCAUGUCUCAUGUGCAUUCCACCGAUAGUCCCCUUCUCUCCCCUCCCUCCACUACUGAUAGCCCCUUUUCCCUCCCCCUCCCUU
Molecule: messenger RNA, 1528 nt
Organism: Exaiptasia diaphana
Lineage: Eukaryota; Metazoa; Cnidaria; Anthozoa; Actiniaria; Aiptasiidae
Product: protein CUSTOS
Exons: 6
Coding region: 93-734 (213 amino acids)
Biological process (GO): Wnt signaling pathway
Source: RefSeq, a predicted model, not a curated record